This is a messenger RNA of Plasmodium knowlesi strain H, 1527 nucleotides long. Its product is annotated as SICAvar, type II. The coding region runs from base 1 to 1527 and encodes 508 amino acids. The transcript has 3 exons. The record is from RefSeq and is a predicted model, not a curated record. Lineage: Eukaryota; Apicomplexa; Aconoidasida; Haemosporida; Plasmodiidae.
AUGGCGCCGUCGGCGGCAUCGCCGUCGCCGUCGAAGACGGCGAAUGGCAACCAAAUCAAUGAAGCAGAGACAAUAAAAAGAGGAUUAGAGAAACUCAAAUACGCAUUUACUGACAACUUAGAGAACUUUCAGCCACUCCUUAAAAAAUGUCAGGAGGGAGUAACUGCAUCAUCCAUAAAUGGUUCACCACAUAAGGAUGUUUUAUGUGAAUAUAUAACUUCUGCUGUUAGAGGUACUUACGGGAAUAGUCGAUCAAAGGGUCAAGGUCGUCCUGGUCCAGGACCUGGACCAGGACCUGCACCAGUACCUGGUGCAGGUUCUGGUGUCCACAUUUGGAGUGGAUUAAAACAUACGUAUCGUUGUAAUAUUUUACGAAUAUGUAUGAAAUAUUUAAUGAAUAACUAUUGUGUAGAAGAGAAGGAUAUUACAACCAUUUUAACGGCUAUGGAGGAACGAGUUAGGAAAUGGACCGUGGGAGGGGAUGGGAAGCCAGAUGAAAAGACAAAGAAUAGAAGGUAUUUUGAUAAAUGCAUAAAGAAGUCAUGGAAGGAGGAAAAAAGUAAAGAAAAUAGGUUAAGGUGUCGUGUAAUUAAGAUAAUUCAACAAAUUGAAACAAAUACCUCCGGAAAAUGGAGCCCAUUGAAAACACUACCUGGUGCAGCAAGUGGAACUUGUUCCACCAUAACAGGAAACGCAUCUAACAAUAAAUAUGGAAGUGAUUGUUCAUCACAACCAAACGGCACCACCGCCGGUGGCGGCGGCGUUUCCGCCGGAGGCGGAGGCGGCGCCGGCGUCGUCGGCAACGUCGGUAACAACGUCGACGACGACGAUGACAGUGACGACGAUGAGGAGGACGAUGAUGAUGACGAUGAUGAUGGUGUUCCUACUCCAUCAACAGCAGCAACAUCCUCCUUAUUAGGAAAAGGGAUAGGGAAGAAUUCCCAAUCCCUUCCUGGAGGCAGUGGCAAGGAAGGGAAGGGAACCUUCCUUUCCUUUCCUUCCCUUUCUUCUUUUCCUUUCGACUCGAUUCAUCCUUAUCUUCCUUUAGUUCCUUCUAUCCUUGGAAUUAUGACCAUAACUUAUUUCCUUUGGAAGUAUUUUGGCCAACUGGGUAAAAUAAGACGUUCCAGGAGAGCUCCUUUAAGAAUUCCUGGUCCAUCUGUACAGGAACAGCUCCUCGAUCAUGUGGAAGAAGCUGGUCCACAUGAAUAUCGAUUGGUGAAGGAACGAAAACCUCGUUCUGCUCCAACAAGAACGAAACGUUCCGGUCGCGAUCCUGCUGGUAGUGGUCGCGUGAAUCGUCGAACAAUUAUUGAAAUUCAUUUUGAAGUGUUGGAUGAAUGUCAAAAAGGGGACACACAAUUGAACCAGAAGGAUUUUCUCGAACUUUUAGUUCGUGAGUUCAUGGGAUCGGAAUUUAUGGAAGAAGAACAGGUUCCUAAGGAGGAGGUUCUUAUGGAAGGGGUUCCUAUGGAACUUGUUCCUAUGGAAAGUGUUCCAAGUUUAGGUUCCGGGUUACUGGUUUAG